AUGGCAGCCGAACUACCACAAGAGAUUCUGUCCAUUAUUGCUGCAUAUUCCGCAGCCGACAAUCAGAAGUUGGCAAACUAUGCUCUUGUCAACAGAGCAUGGCAAGCGGCUUUUGAGGACAAGAUCUACUCCACGCUCUCUGUGCUUAGCCCAUCACAAACCACGGAGAUUGUGGUUGGAGACAAUCUGAAGUUCAAGAAGCGUGGACUGACACUUGAACAAUUCAAGUCCGCUACGAGUGGCCCACAGAACUGGUGCAUUGCGAGAAGAAAAGCUGUUCGUAGAAUUAUCUACAGAAUCGCUGUGCCACAUUGGCUGGACGACGCACGAGAAAAGGAAGAUGGGUUCUUCUACGACAAUUUCAUGAGAAGAGAGAACGACGGAGCCUUUUGCAAGGGUCUGCCACCAAUGUUUGAGGUUCUGUCUACUUGGGGCGACAAAGAUCAUCCCAUCUCGUUGAGCAUUGUUCUGCAGGCCGAACACGUCUAUACUUCUGAUCAAGGCGGCGAGCCCUUCACGAGAUCAUAUGGUGGAUUUGACCCGCUGGUCACUACUUAUCGUGCCAGCUUGCCAUCGGACUGCAGUAUCCCCAUCGCAAAAUGUGUUGCUUCGCUGGAUUUCCCCGAGGCUUGGACACCUGCUGCCAUGGGCUCUGAGAAUGGUAUCUCGCCAUCAGCUGCGUUCAAGAUCUCUGCCGCUUGUGGUGGUGAUAAGUUACUCUCCAUGCGCAUCCCAGGUGACUAUAUGAUACCUCCUCACGACGCCGCCUGUGAAAUACAGGAGCGCGAUAGCACCGGCAAUAACAUGCAUCUACUGCCCACCAGUGUGCGAAAACUUGAUAUCGACUGGCCUGAGCUCGAUACUGACGAGGGUCCCGUCCGAACAUCACCACCUACCUUCGCAUUGCAGCCAGACGCGCUCUCGGCAGCUCUGCACACCGUGUCCUUACAGCUGCGCGAAUUGCAUACGGAGAAACUUCAUCUUCUGCCGGAUUUUUUCAGAUGUUCUUCGUCAUGCUCGCACCACUGGCCGAACCUUGAGAUGCUCGAGAUUUUGCUCAUACCCUACGAUAUCUUCGGCAUAAAUCUACAAUAUGAUCACGAAGUUACAGGCGAGCCCAAGCUCGCCAAUGACUACUUCGACAGCCUGUACGAAAGUGUCGGAUAUGCUGCGCGACGGAUGCCUAAGAUCAAGUACCUUAUGUUAUCUUUUGGCCACGAGGACGAUGUGUUAGAAGUCACGACAUUGAGAGGGCGAUGGCAGGUUGCCAUCGAGUCUCCAAAUGGCUACAGCCUAUCGCCGAGAGUGCUGGAAGCAUGGAAAGCGGAUGAGGGCAAUCAACAUAUCAACACGAAAGGUUUGUUUAUUGCCGAGUAUGAGAGUUGGCCGCCAUGA
Messenger RNA from Aureobasidium melanogenum CBS 110374, 1395 nucleotides. RefSeq lists its product as uncharacterized. The record is from RefSeq and is a predicted model, not a curated record. The coding region runs from base 1 to 1395 and encodes 464 amino acids. NCBI's taxonomy places the organism in Eukaryota, Fungi, Ascomycota, Dothideomycetes, Dothideales, Saccotheciaceae. The transcript has a single exon.